This is a messenger RNA of Hermetia illucens (black soldier fly), 2323 nucleotides long. RefSeq names its product cell division cycle protein 16 homolog (gene Cdc16). The coding region runs from base 83 to 2230 and encodes 715 amino acids. Gene Ontology annotation, molecular function: protein binding. Lineage: Eukaryota; Metazoa; Arthropoda; Insecta; Diptera; Stratiomyidae. The transcript has 12 exons. The record is from RefSeq and is a predicted model, not a curated record. Gene Ontology annotation, biological process: cell division.
CAACUUUGACAAAUUAAGUGACAGAUAAACAAAAAUAUUGUGGAAACCGCGAAAUUUAGGAUUUUUUUAGUAAUCUGUGAAAAUGACCGGUGAUACGGAGAUGAAGAGCAAUAUUCCUGACGAAGAGGGAUUUAUUGAUAUCGCACAGUAUAGGAAGUUGGUGCGAAACUUGAUAGACAUGAGACGUUAUCAAACUGCAUUAUUCUGGGCUGAAAAAGUUGCGGUUAUCACUCAAAAUGAUCCAUUCGACAUCUACUGGCAGGCACAAUGCUUAUUCCUUCUGCGUGAAUACCAUCGCGCUUCACAUAUUAUAAAAUUCUACGGUCUCGAAAAGACGCAUAUUCUUUGCCAUUAUUUAGUAGUUGAAUGUUUGCUAGAAGCCAAGGAAUAUACAGAAGCUUUAGGAGUAUUGAACAGUGUUGACGUCGAUGAUAUGGCUGCAUCAAUGCUGUGCGGAACUCAACAAAACUACGAAAUGGGAAACCAAAACUUGUGGAUGGAUGAAACAAUGAAAAAUGAUGUUUUAGCAUCUAUUUGCUAUCUGAAAGGAAAAGUAUUCGAGGCCAUGGAUAAUAGAACUUUGGCGAUGGAUUGUUAUGUGCAGGCAUUGCAAAAAUCAGUGUAUUGUACAGAAGCGUUAGAUGCUUUAGUUCAGCAUGAAAUGCUUAUGGCAUGGGAAGAAAAAGAAUUGAUGCAGCAUUUACCAUUCAGUCAACAAUGCACCGACGCCGAGGCAAAGUUCAUAAAAAAGCUAUACGAAAGCAAACUGAAAAAAUAUUAUGAAUCUCUUAACCCACUUUCAAAUGCCGAACAAACUCCUAUUGGCAACAUGAAUACAUUGCAAUCGAUCCGCGAAUUGACCGAGAAAAUGCGUAAAAACCGCUCGAAUGAAGUCAAUAUAAAUAAAGACGUCAAUACAAAAUUAUUAACCCCGAAUUCGAUUCUAUCACCAGCAAAUAAGAUUCUCCAUGAGCUGAAAAACACACCAUCAUAUUCGUUACAAUCUAGUCUGUCUCGCAUCUCAAUGGUGAAUGAAGGCAAUCGUGCUUCAGAGAAUACACACAAAAGCAAAUUAGACAUGGAAAAUGGUGCUCUCGUUCCGAUGAAUUCGUGUAUGGUGAAAAUUCAAAAUAGUCUCGAUAUGAUGGCUGCAACGGCGGAAAGACUUUUCUAUGAUUGCGAUUAUAAGAAAUGUUUGAAAAUUUUAGAAGAAUUACUGAAAAGAGAUCCGUACCAUAGUGGAGGUCUGACGAUACAGAUCGGAUGUUUAGUGGAGCUGAAAGACUUCAACAAACUAUUCUACGUUGCUCACAAGCUGGUUGAUCUCUAUCCAGAUAAAGCGAUAUCAUGGUACGCAGUGGGAUGUUAUUACGACCUUAUUGGUAAAAGCGAUCCUGCCCGACGGUAUUUAGCAAAAGCCACCUCUUUGGACCGACUAUAUGGCCCUGCAUGGCUUGCCUACGGACACUCUUUUGCGAAGGAAAAUGAACACGAUCAAGCAAUGGCAGCGUACUUCAAAGCAACUCAAUUAAUGAGAGGAUGCCACCUUCCACUAUUAUACAUUGGGGUUGAAUGUGGUUUAACAAAAAAUUUGGAAUUGGCGGAGAAAUUUUUCUAUCAAGCCAUGUCAAUUGCUCCUUUGGACGUGUUUGUUCUGCAUGAGUUAGGUGUAAUUAAGUUUGAAUAUGAAUACUAUGAAAGUGCCGAAGAAGUUUUUCGUACAACUGCGGAUAUAGUCACAAAUCGAGCUAAGCAAGAUAACGAACCGAUUUCUCCUCGUUGGGAGCCGCUUUUCAAUAACCUGGGCCACUGCUGUAGGAAGAACAAAAAAUACAAGGAGGCGCUGGAGUAUCAUCAAAUGGCACUUCUGCUCAAACCUCAAAAUGCUGAAACCUACACAGCAAUGGGAUUUGUCCACGCUCUAACAGGCAAGUUGGAGGAAGCAAUCGAACUUUUCCAUAAGAGUUUAUCACUCAAUCGAGACAGUGUUGUGACGUCGACAAUUCUGAAAACAUGCCUAGAAGAUAUGAUGGAGGAGAGCUCAAUGUUUGAUAACAUAUUCUCGAAAUAUAAUAAUAAAAAUCAACCAAAGUCGCCAGCGAAACGAUCCAAUGUGGCUGCUGACACUGCGAAAAAAUUGAAUUGUGUAAAAUUGAAAUUUGAUGAAUUUGAUGCGUCGCCGGGUUCCGAUGCAGUUGACAAUGUUUGUGAUAUGAGUAUGGACACUUGAGUUUCUCCUACAAAUGCUUCCUUUUUAUAUUUGAUGCUUAUUUAAUCUGAAUCGUUUUCGUGAUGGAAAAUAAAUUGUCCAUUUGAAAAAAUA